Messenger RNA from Clonostachys rhizophaga, 723 nucleotides. The record is from the annotation of a GenBank genome assembly. NCBI's taxonomy places the organism in Eukaryota, Fungi, Ascomycota, Sordariomycetes, Hypocreales, Bionectriaceae.
AUGGCCCCAGCCAGUAUUGUUUUGUAUGAUAUCCCUACCAAGGACCCCCAACGCUGCUGGUCCUUCAACCUCUGGAAGACACGGUUGCUUCUUAACUUCAAGGGUCUUGACUAUAAAACGCAAUGGGUCGAAUAUUCUGACAUCCGCCCAUUGUUAGAGAAGCAUCUCCCAGGGGAGGAGGAGUACACCCUCCCCAGCGUUCAUCUUCUUCAAGAUGAUACAUACAUAAUGGACUCGCUUAAAAUUGCUCGCCAUAUUGAGUCUAUUCAUCCUGAACCUCCACUUUACCUUGACUCUCCCCUCAUUGGCCAGCUGUGGCAGCACCUACGAGGAGUACUUAUUGCCAUCCAACCUAUCCAUAUUCACCUCAUAGCGACACGUUUGCUCUCAGAGAAGAGUACCCCGUAUUUCUUUGAGACCCGGAAAAAGGACAUCGGAAAGUCUACAGCUGAAUGGUACCAUCAACAUGAAGGAACUGCAUGGGAAAAAUCCACACCACACUUCUCCGCGAUCACCGCCCUCCUGAAAGAGACGGAUGGCCCAUUCUUCAUGGGCGGGGUUGUAUCGUAUGUUGACUUUAUAUGGGCGGCCGUGCUUCUAUUCUUUCAGACGCUUGGAGACGACGUGUUCACCAAUGUGCUGAAGGCAAGCGGGGAUGACGGUGAAAGUUUCACGGUGCUGCUGGAAGCGGUCCAGCCUUGGUCUGCAAGGAACGACUUUUAG